GCUGCCACUUCCGUCUCUGACUGGAGCCCGAGGACGAGGGAGGGUCACCGGCUGUAGGCACUGCCAUGGCCCGGGUGCUUAGCAAGGACGCGGCGGACAUCGAGAGCAUUCUGGCCUUAAAUCCUCGAAUCCAAACUCAUGCUACCCUGCAUUCGACUUCAGCCAAGAAGUUAGACAAGAAACAUUGGAAGAGAAACCCUGAUAAGAACUGCUUUAAUUGUGAAAAGCUGGAGAAUAAUUUUGAUGACAUCAAGCACACGACUCUUGGUGAGCGAGGAGCUCUCCGAGAAGCAAUGAGAUGCCUGAAAUGUGCAGAUGCCCCUUGUCAGAAGAGCUGUCCAACUAAUCUAGACAUUAAAUCAUUCAUCACAAGUAUUGCAAACAAGAACUAUUAUGGAGCUGCUAAGAUGAUUUUUUCUGACAACCCACUGGGUCUGACUUGUGGAAUGGUGUGUCCAACCUCUGAUCUUUGUGUAGGUGGAUGCAAUUUAUACGCCACUGAAGAGGGACCAAUUAAUAUUGGUGGUUUGCAGCAGUUUGCUACUGAGGUUUUCAAAGCAAUGAAUAUCCCACAGAUCAGAAAUCCUUCUCUGCCUCCACCUGAAAAAAUGCCUGAAGCCUAUUCUGCAAAGAUCGCUCUUUUGGGUGCUGGUCCUGCAAGUAUAAGUUGUGCUUCUUUUUUGGCUCGAUUAGGAUACUCUGACAUCACUAUAUUUGAAAAACAAGAAUAUGUCGGUGGUUUAAGUGCCUCUGAAAUCCCUCAGUUCCGGCUGCCAUACGAGGUAGUGAAUUUUGAGAUUGAGCUAAUGAAGGACCUCGGUGUAAAGAUAGUUUGUGGUAAAAGCCUUUCUGUAAAUGAAAUGACUCUUCGCACUUUGAAAGAAGAUGGCUACAAAGCUGUUUUCAUUGGAAUAGGUUUACCAGAACCGAAUAAGGACCACAUCUUUGAAGGCCUGACCCAGGACCAGGGAUUUUAUACAUCCAAAGACUUCUUACCACUUGUAGCCAAAGCAAGUAAAGCAGGAAUGUGCGCCUGUCACUCUCCAUUGCCAUCGAUACGGGGAACCGUGAUUGUCCUCGGAGCUGGAGAUACUGCCUUUGACUGUGCUACAUCUGCCUUACGUUGUGGAGCCCGCCGUGUGUUCGUUGUCUUCAGAAAAGGCUUUGUUAAUAUAAGAGCUGUCCCUGAGGAGAUGGAGCUUGCUAAAGAAGAAAAGUGUGAAUUUUUCCCUUUUCUUUCCCCACGGAAAGUUAUAGUAAAAGGUGGGAGAAUUGUUGCUGUGCAAUUUGUUCGGACAGAGCAAGAUGAAACUGGAAAAUGGAGUGAAGAUGAAGACCAGAUAGUCCAUCUGAAAGCCGACGUGGUCAUCAGUGCCUUUGGUUCGGUCCUGAGCGAUCCUCAAGUGAAAGAAGCCUUGAGUCCUAUAAAAUUUAACAGAUGGGAUCUCCCAGAAGUAGAUCCAGAAACUAUGCAAACCAGUGAACCAUGGGUGUUUGCAGGUGGUGAUAUUGUUGGUGUGGCUAAUACCACAGUGGAAUCAGUGAAUGAUGGAAAGCAAGCUUCCUGGUACAUUCACAGAUACAUACAGUCACAAUUUGGAGCUUCAGUUUCUGCCAAACCUGAACUACCCCUCUUUUAUACUCCGAUUGAUCUGGUGGACAUUAGUGUGGAAAUGGCUGGAUUGAAGUUUAUAAAUCCUUUUGGUCUUGCUAGUGCAACUCCUGCUACUAGCACAUCAAUGAUUCGAAGAGCUUUUGAAGCUGGAUGGGGUUUUGCCUUGACCAAAACUUUCUCUCUUGAUAAGGACAUCGUGACAAAUGUUUCACCCAGAAUCAUUCGGGGGACCACCUCUGGUCCCAUGUAUGGCCCUGGACAAAGCUCCUUCCUGAAUAUUGAGCUCAUCAGUGAAAAAACGGCUGCGUAUUGGUGUCAAAGUGUCACUGAACUAAAGGCUGACUUUCCACACAAUAUUGUGAUUGCCAGCAUCAUGUGCAGUUACAACAAAAGUGACUGGAUGGAACUCUCCAGAAAGGCUGAGGCUUCUGGAGCAGAUGCCCUGGAGUUAAAUUUGUCAUGUCCCCAUGGCAUGGGAGAAAGAGGGAUGGGCCUGGCCUGUGGGCAGGAUCCAGAGCUGGUGCGGAACAUCUGUCGCUGGGUGAGGCAAGCUGUUCAGGUUCCUUUUUUUGCCAAGUUGACCCCAAAUGUCACUGAUAUUAUAAGCAUCGCAAGAGCUGCAAAGGAAGGUGGUGCAGAUGGUGUCACAGCCACGAACACUGUCUCGGGCCUGAUGGGAUUGAAAGCUGAUGGCACACCCUGGCCAGCAGUGGGUAUUGGAAAGCGGACCACAUAUGGAGGAGUAUCAGGCACAGCAAUCAGACCUAUUGCUUUGAGAGCGGUGACCGCCAUUGCUCGUGCUUUGCCUGGAUUCCCUAUUUUGGCUACUGGUGGAAUUGACUCAGCUGAAAGUGGUCUUCAGUUUCUCCACAGUGGUGCUUCAGUACUCCAGGUUUGCAGUGCUGUUCAGAAUCAAGAUUUCACUGUGAUCGAAGACUACUGUACUGGCCUCAAAGCCCUGCUUUAUCUGAAAAGCAUUGAAGAACUACAAGACUGGGAUGGACAGAGUCCAGCUACCGUGAGUCACCAGAAAGGGAAACCAGUUCUGCGCAUUGCUGAACUCAUGGGCAAGAAACUGCCAAGUUUUGGACCUUAUCUUGAACAGCGCAAGAAAAUCAUAGCUGAGAACAAGAUUAGGCUAAAAGAACAAAAAGCAGAUUUUUCACCACUCAAGAAAAAUUAUUUUAUCCCCAAAAAGCCUGUUCCUACCAUCAAGGAUGUAAUUGGAAAAGCACUGCAGUACCUUGGAACAUAUGGUGAAUUGAGCAACAUAGAGCAAGUUGUGGCUAUGAUCGAUGAAGAAAUGUGUAUCAACUGUGGGAAAUGCUACAUGACCUGUAAUGACUCUGGCUACCAGGCUAUACAGUUUGAUCCAGAAACUCACCUGCCCACCGUCACUGACACUUGCACGGGCUGUACGCUGUGUCUCAGUGUCUGUCCUAUUAUCGACUGCAUCAAAAUGGUUUCCAGGACAACAGCUUAUGAGCCACAGAGAGGCUUACCCUUAGCUUUGAAUUCGGCGUGUUAAAGUGAUUUGUGAAACAGUUGCCGUGAACUUUGUUGUCACCUACAUAUGCUCAUCUUUUAAAAUUUUGAUCGUUGUGUUCAGCUCUUUCCAAAUUGAAAAAAAAAUGAUUUCUAACUAAAUUUUUAAAUGAAAAAAAAUCUCAUGCUAGUGACCAUUCAAUUAAUGGUCAUAGAAUAGAAUCAUUCUUUUCUGAGGGUAGCUGUUAAAUAACUGGGUAGCAGAUAAUUGGAUGUUCACCAUCAGUCAUCUAUUGUGAAAAAUUAACUUUCCAUGGCAAUUAGUGUGACGAUUUCCAAAUUGCCCUUUGCUAUGCUCCAUCUUUGAUUUCUAACUGUAAGUGAAAUUAAGUAUUUUAGAACAAAGUAUACUUUAACAUGCAAGAAAAUGUUUACAAGGAAACAUUUUAUAAUUAAAAGUUGCCCUUUAUUUCAAUGUUGUUUCUUAGAGAGUAUAAUUAACUCCAUAAAGUUCAACUGAAGAAAGUCAAAUAAUUACUCUGGCAGGAAAAGAAAGCCAAAAAGACAGUUUGUAAGGUUUUAUUGAGUUUGCUUUGCUGAAGUAGUUUCUUUUUGUGCUGGACACAGAAAGCAAUAAUAUUUACCAAUUAUAUACUGUCCACCAUAUAAGCCUAAGAUAGUUGUCCAGACUCCUUACCCAUGGACCAAAACAAUGUUCUGCUUUAAAUAUUUCAACGAUGUUACCAACAAAAUAAGAUGUUAGAAUGGAGCUCUGGUUAAAACAAUUCUUUUGCUGUGUACUCUGCUUUUAAUAGUAACCUUCGAGAUUAUAGCAGUUGAUGUUGGAACAAAAGCCCAAAUUAUACAGCACUGAAUCAUAUAAUUCAUUAUUCAAGAAUGAAAAAUAUAGUAUUGGUAAUAUCUAUUAAUUAUGCAAAAACAAUUUAUUCUAUUUUAUAGUUUAUGUUUGAUUUUAAAUGUAAUAGAAUAAAAAGAAAUAUAUAUUUGAUUUUAUAAUUAAAUAAUAUUUUUCUAUUUCACUUUUUCGUAAUUGGUAAAUAACAUUUUAAUAUGAGUCUAUGAAGGGUUUUCAAAAAUUCAUAGGGAUGUCUAUUAUGGAAAAAUAUACAUGGAUUUCAAAAAUUUUUUGCAACAAAAUAAAUUUUUCCCUUUAAUUCUAUUUUCCAUAAACUUUUUGCUUUAUUCUCAUAUAAGUAAAUCAGAAUGUAACAACCUGUCACAUAUUUCUAUGACAAAUGCAAGAACAAGAAAAAUAAAACUUUAAUUAUGCACUUUUGGAAAUGAAUAUUUACCACAAAAUGUGUAUGAUUAGAUAGUCUCAAAUAAAAUUGCAAGAAUUAUCUUAA
Molecule: messenger RNA, 4467 nt
Organism: Lepus europaeus (European hare)
Lineage: Eukaryota; Metazoa; Chordata; Mammalia; Lagomorpha; Leporidae
Gene: DPYD
Product: dihydropyrimidine dehydrogenase
Exons: 23
Coding region: 66-3143 (1025 amino acids)
Biological process (GO): thymine catabolic process; uracil catabolic process
Cellular component (GO): cytosol; cytoplasm
Molecular function (GO): dihydropyrimidine dehydrogenase (NADP+) activity; iron-sulfur cluster binding; uracil binding
Source: RefSeq, a predicted model, not a curated record